AUGAGCAAACGAGCCUCUCGAUCCAAAAACCGCGGCUCUGUACUAAAAGAGCAGAGCUCAACCGAUUCGCUACAGCAGGAGAAAAACGGCAAUGCCAAUACGACUGCGACAAUGAACGGCGUCAUGUUGGAACAUCGGCGCAAACAUGCCUCAUUCGAAAGCGACUCACCCGCGAGCCAGGCUGCCUCGCUCAUGGGCAACUCAAAUUUCUCCUUGGACGACGAUGUACCCAAGCUAGGAGAGCAAGAGGACGGGCCAUCCAAGGGCUUUUUUGAGCUCUCCAAGAAGGACCAAAGCAAUUUUUUACUAUUGGUACUACUAUACUUUCUCCAGGGUAUACCAAUGGGGCUGGCGCAUGGCUCUGUGCCCUUUUUACUCAAGCACAGCGUUUCCUACGCCGCCAUCGGUGUCUUCUCGCUCGCUGCAUACCCAUACUCAUUAAAACUUCUGUGGAGUCCAAUCGUGGAUGCAGUCUGGUCGCCUAGGAUAGGACGCAGGAAGAGCUGGAUCUUGCCCAUUCAAACCAUCUCUGGCUUUUCUAUGAUCUGGCUAGGAAAGAACAUCAAUCGCAUGAUGAAGGAGGCGGGCGAGUCGGAUAGCGGUGUAUGGAACUUCACCUGGUGGUGGUUUGCGCUUGUGUUCCUGUGCGCUACUCAGGAUAUUGCUGUGGAUGGCUGGGCCCUCACCCUCCUCUCCAACGAGAACCUCGCGUACGCUUCGACGGCGCAAACCGUCGGUCUGACUGCAGGCCAGUUCCUCUCCUACACCGUUUUCUUGGCCUUCAACUCGAAAGAUUUCGCAAAUCGAUGGUUCCGCACCAUUCCGGCAGAGACGGGUAUCAUGGAGCUCGACGGCUACUUGAGCUUCUGGGGAUGGGCAUACUUGAUUGUUACCUUGGGAUUGGCAGUCAUGAAGCGCGAAGAUCGCGACAAGAACGGUGACGGAAUCAGCGAGGUUUACCGUUCAAUGUGGGGCAUCUUGAAGUUGAAGAACAUCCAAAGCUUCAUCAUCAUCCAUCUUAUCGCCAAGAUCGGCUUCCAAGCCAAUGACGCGGUUACGAGUCUGAAGCUACUGGACAAGGGCUUGAAGCAGGAGCAGCUGUCGCUCGUCAUUCUCGUCGACUUUCCUGUCGAGGUUUUCCUGGGGUACUACAUUGGUAAAUGGUGCCAAACAUAUCCACCAAUGCACAUCUGGUGUUGGUCUUUUAUCGGGCGUCUGGUGGCUGCUGGGUUCGCACAGUUUGUGGUAUCCAUCUUCCCAGUUGGAGGCGCAUCGUCUGGAUUUGUCUUGCUGGUUAUUGCCGAGCAUGUGCUGUCGACCUUUAUGAAUACAGUCAUGUUUGUCGCUGUCAGCGCUUUCCAUGCGAAGAUAUCUGACCCGCUCAUCGGUGGCACAUACAUGACGCUGCUCGCUACCGUCUCCAACCUAGGCGGCACAUUCCCGCGCUACUUUGUUCUCAAGGCCGUCGACAUGUUUACUGCAGCAACGUGCAUACCGCCAACCAACCCGCCCAAGCCUGAUCUCCUCAAGGGUCCUCUAGUUACACAACCCUUCUCUUGUGCUCUUGAGCCAGAGAAGCACAAGUGUAUUGAGGGGGGCGGUAUCUGCAAUGUCACAACUGAUGGAUAUUAUAUUGUGAACAUUCUCUGUAUUGUAAUCGGUGUGGUUACUUUCUGGGGGUACAUUAAGCCGGCCGUUAUGAGGAUACAGGCUUUGCCUAUGCGGGCAUGGAGAAUUGCUCCUUAG
Messenger RNA from Pyrenophora tritici-repentis Pt-1C-BFP, 1746 nucleotides. RefSeq names its product ProP, Permease major facilitator superfamily. Gene Ontology annotation, cellular component: membrane. Gene Ontology annotation, molecular function: acetyl-CoA transmembrane transporter activity. The record is from RefSeq and is a predicted model, not a curated record. Lineage: Eukaryota; Fungi; Ascomycota; Dothideomycetes; Pleosporales; Pleosporaceae.